CCAGUUUUCUCCUGCUCCUUCUCCCAGCGAUCUUCCUGACAGCGAAAUGAGCGAUGUACAAAACAGAUAUCGGCUCUACAGUUUCUGUAGACUCCACACCAGAGCAGUCACAGCCUCCAUCCGAUCUCCAGGUGGAGCAGGAUACCACAGAUUCCUGUGAACCUGCUGCUGUCACUUCUGAACUUAAGAGCUCUACUCCCCCUGAUCCUUUGCCUUCUCUGCCCUCUAAGGAAAUACUCAUAGAGAAUAAAGACUCAAAGGUGGAGGACCGUCAAAGUGAUACCCCCUCUCCUCCGGUCAGCGCGUUCUCAUCAGGAACCUCCACCACCAGUGACAUUGAAGUGCUUGACCACGAGUCAGUGUUGAGUGAGAGCUCAGCCAGCUCCAGACAAGAAACAGGGGAGGGCAAGGCCGACCUUCACCUGAUGCAGGGCUCCUUUCAGCUUCUCACGGCCUCCACCUGUGGAGAUUUCCCCCAUCUGGAGGACUACUCCAAACUCACAGAGAGCUGCGGCUCCUCCUCGGACGCAUUCGAGCGCAUAGAUUCAUUCAGUGUUCAGUCGUUGGACAGCCGGAGUGUCAGCGAGGUUAACUCGGACGAUGACAUCCCCGGCAGUCGGACGCUAGCGUCUGUCACCACGGGCUCUCCUCCUUUGACAGUAUCAUCAGCUGUGUGUCAGACGCAGGAAGAUGGAGAGGAGGAGAAUUUAGGACAGGAGGAAAGGGAGGAAGAGGGCUAUACAGACACAAUGAGGGAGCAGUCGCUGGAUGAGAUGGAGGAGAGUGGCCGGAGUGCGACGCCUGUUAAUAGUGAUCAGCCUGAAGAGUUGAUGGAGCAGGAGCAGGACUCUGAGGCGAAUGUCACUCUGUCUGAUCCCGCCUCCAACGCUGACGAACAGAUCGCUCCACCAAUCACUGCAGAGAUGAAAAGUGUCUCCCCAGUUCAGAUUUUGGAGCUUCAAAAGGUGAUUGAUGAUCUGUCAGGCUGCCUGGAGAAGAGAGAGUCUCAGCUUCUGGUUGUCAGCAAGGACAAGGCCAUGCUGGAGGAGCAGUGUGACAACCUCAAAGAUGAAGUGAUAAGCCUGAAGGAGGAUAGCUCCACGGUUCAGUCCCUGAAGGAUGAGUUCACUCAGCGCAUAGCAGACACAGAGAGGAAGGCUCAGCUGGCCUGCAAGGAGAGAGACAUAGCCAAGAAGGAAAUAAAGGGCUUGCGAGACGAGCUUUCUACAAGACUUCACUCCAGCGACACACUGGAGAUCAUCAGAGAGAAGGAAGAGCAGAUCAGAGGCCUGCUGGAAGAAGGUGAGAAGUUGUCCAAGCAGCAGCUGCAGCACAGCAACAUCAUCAAGAAGCUGCGUGUGAAAGAGAAGGAGAGCGACACAAGGAUCACAAAGCAACAGAAGAAAAUCAAGGAGCAGGAGGAGGAGCUCAGGCAACUGCAGCAGGUUCUAGAUGGGAAGGAGGAGGUGGAGAAACAGCACAGGGAGAACAUCAAGAAGCUGAACGCGGUGGUGGAGCGGCAGGAGAAGGAUGUGAGCCGGCUGCAGACGGACUCUGAGGAGCUGCAGGAGAACAACCGGAGCCUGCAGGCAGCGCUGGACAACUCCUACAAGGAGCUGGCAGAGCUUCACAAGGCGGGGGUCAGCAGAGCCAGUGAGGCUCAGGAAGCGGCUCUCACCAGAGAAACACAGGCCAAGGAUCUGCUGAGCCUGGCCCUGGAGAAGAACCAGGAGGAGGGCAGGAUGCAACAGGAGGCUCUGGCCAAUCAGGUGGCGGACCUGAGGAUGGCUCUGCAGAGGGCUGAGCAACAGCAAGGAAGGAAGGAAGACUAUCUGAGGGAGGAGAUCAGUGAGCUGCAGCAGAGGCUUCAGGAGGCAGAGACCAGGAACCAGGAGCUCAGCCAGAGUGUUACCUCGGCAACGCGGCCCCUUCUGCGACAGAUUGAGAACUUGCAGGCCUCCUUAGGCGGACAGACGGCAUCCUGGGAGAAACUGGAGAAGAGCAUCUCUGAUAGGCUAGCGGAUGCCCAAGCGCAGCUGGCCGUUGCGGUGGAGAGGGAGCGGUCGGCGAGUGAAGAGCUCCUGUCCAUCAGGUCCCAGCAGGCCUCUCUGGAGUCACAGAUCUCCCUGUUCCGCCAGGAGAAGGCCCGGCUCCUCGCACAGCUGGAGGCUGAGAAGAACAAGAGAGAUAAACUGGAGGAUGAGAGCACUAGGGAGCAUGUUGAUUUAGAAAAUCUGCGAGGAGAGCACAACCGCAUGCUAGAAGAAACCAAGAAAGAAAAGCUGCUGCUGACCAAUCAGUUAGAGAUGGAGAGGAUGAAGGUGGAGCAAGAGAAGAAGAAAUGCUACUUGGUUAAUGAAGCUCUCAGGGAAAAGGAGAGGAAGGCCAUGACUCACUCUGUAGGAGAACCCCCGGCGUCCUCCACACCCUCCCUGUCCCGCUCCAGCUCCAUCAGUGUGCCGGACAACGCUGCUCUACACUCCUCUAUUCUUUCCCAGGAGGACCUUUUAGACCACUCUCUUGGUAACAUGACCAUGUCCAUGUCGAUGAGCGGGACCAACCUGUACGAGGCCGCCCGGCUGUCGGGGGGCUCCAGCAUCAUGGAGAACCUGCAGUCUCAGCUCAAACUCAGAGAAGGAGAGAUCGCUCAACUGCAGCUUGAGAUCUCCAGUCUAGAGAGGAGUCGUUCUGUGAUGGCAGAAGAGCUGGUCCGACUGACCAAUCAGACCGAUGAGAUGGAUGAGAUGGUGAAGGAGAUUCCCACGUUGAAAGUUCAUCUCAAGGAUCUGCAGCAGAGGCACAACACCAUCCUGCAGAUGUACGGAGAAAAAGCCGAAGAGGCAGAAGAGCUGAGACUGGACCUGAUAGACGUGAAGAACAUGUACAAAUGCCAGAUAGACGAACUGCUGAAGAACCAGAAAUAAACUUUUACUGUUCUUGUGUCGAUUCUGGGACACUAUCAACAAACCAAUCAACCAACAUAGCCACACAUGCAGUCCCAAAGACAGAUAAUUUAAGUUUAAUCACUGUGUCAAAGGAAAGUUCUUUUAUCUUUAUCUCUUAUUUUAUUUUAAAGGAACAUAUUUAAGCGGGGGUGUUGCAUUACAUACAAUACAUUAUUAUUAUAUUAUUAUUACGGAACCAGUAUGAAGGAUACCAUUUCAAGUCUUUGGGAUCUUUAGAAAUCAUUUCUCAUGAUUAAACCUUUUACAUAGUAGCUUGUAGACAGUUUCCUACAGACUGUACGAGAUGGUUUAAGUUUUUUGCACUAUAGAAAUUCAUCCUUCUUUAUUUCUUUAUUCAAAAUAGUUGAAGAAAUAUAUAAAAAUAUUGUACAGAGACCUUUAUGUAUUGUUCUUGACUCCUUGCAAAUCACAAAAUGUGGUGUAGACCUUAGAUUAGUCCAUGAUUGAAAUCCUGAAAAUUGGAUUCUACAGCUUAUAUAUAUGUAAAUGAAUAAACAUUUAUCUGGGUGGUGAACAAUACUUUUACUCUUAAUUUGAAUUGUUUGGAUUCACACAUUAAAAGUUUGCAUUUUCAUUGCAUCCAUACAGAACACUACAUCACCAUCGAUGCUGCACAAAAGUCUUCAAAUAAAUAUCAUUUGAACAAUUUCA
Molecule: messenger RNA, 3617 nt
Organism: Gymnodraco acuticeps
Lineage: Eukaryota; Metazoa; Chordata; Actinopteri; Perciformes; Bathydraconidae
Product: TATA element modulatory factor-like
Exons: 16
Coding region: 54-2924 (956 amino acids)
Cellular component (GO): endoplasmic reticulum; Golgi apparatus
Source: RefSeq, a predicted model, not a curated record